Scheffersomyces coipomensis is the source of this 1416-nucleotide messenger RNA. RefSeq lists its product as uncharacterized. NCBI's taxonomy places the organism in Eukaryota, Fungi, Ascomycota, Pichiomycetes, Serinales, Debaryomycetaceae. Gene Ontology annotation, cellular component: CURI complex; UTP-C complex. Gene Ontology annotation, molecular function: nucleic acid binding. Gene Ontology annotation, biological process: ribosomal small subunit assembly; rRNA processing. The record is from RefSeq and is a predicted model, not a curated record. The coding region runs from base 432 to 1286 and encodes 284 amino acids. The transcript has a single exon.
GUAUUAUUACCAGAAGAGUUGAAAAAAAAAUUUUAGUAUGUUAAAUGUUAUAUGCAGGUUAUUUAACUAUGUAAUGCUAAUUAUAUAACACGUUUUAUAUUGAAUUUGAUAGGUAGGUGUGAUAUAAGUAGAUAUGUAUCAUAUCAAGAUCCAUUACAUAGAUGCUAAAUUGAUAUCAAUUGAAUUGUACUAAUUUUGGAGGGUUAAAAUGGUAUGCUUAUAAUGGUUAUAGAUUGUAUUGGUUACCUUAACUAUGUGGGUAUGGAUGUUUCCGUUUAUGACCUGUAUAUAAGGUCAGAAACCAGAAGCAGAAAAAAAUUGGAUGUGAUGAAGAGAUAAAUUUAUGACUAUAAGCAGAAGGUAUCAGAUUGAUAUCAUCAUUUCAUUUCAUUUCAUAUAUAUACAUAUUCCUAAUAACACCUGGUUGAAACAUGGUCAUAGCGUCUGAAAUAAAAGGCUUUUAUGUGUUGCCAGUAGAGUUCCCAGAGUCCAGUUCUCCUCAUUACAUAUACUUCAAGAAACAUGAAGUUAAAGGAUCUCCAUCAUCUGGUACAUCAUUAUUUGUAUUUAAUUUACCUAUAAAUACUAGUACCGCCACUUUAAAGAAACUUUUCCAAGAUGUUUCCAUCGGAGCCAUCAUGUCAUCAUAUACCAGUAGUAAAUUAACUGAUUAUCCCGAAGAUACUUGGCUUAAUUUGACUGAAUUAACCUCUGAUUUGGAUUUAAAAAAUGGAAAUGGUAAUAGUAUCGCUGAUGAUGAAAGCUAUAGAUUACCUAAAAAUUGUGGUAUUAUUACCUUUAUUGAUAAAGCAUCAUUCCAACUAGCAUUUAAUUCUCUUAAGAAAUUAUCCAACCAAUUAAAAGUUACUAAAUGGCCAUUUGAAAUCAUAGAUUCUACUUAUUAUUUAAAGAAAUAUCAAUCCCAAAUCUAUAAUCCUAAUGAAUUAUCAGAAGCCGUAAGUCAAGCUUUGAUUGAGUUUGAUCGUGCUGAACAAGAAUCUAAAGAUCAAAUCCAUUCUAAUUUGGUUGAUGAAGAUGGGUUCACUAUGGUGGUUGGAUCUCAUAGAAAGACUAAAGCAGGUAUAAUGGGUAAACAAAGAUUAGCUGCUACUGUUGGAUUAGCCAAAGCUCAAUCUAAAUUAAAGAAACAAGAACGUGAAGAUUUUUAUAGAUUCCAAUUAAGAGAACGUAAAAAGGAUGAAAUGAAUCAAUUAUUAUACAAGUUUAAACAAGAUCAAGAAAAAGUUAGAUUAAUGAGAGAAAAGAAAAGAUUUAGACCAUAUUGAUUCAUUCAAGUUAUCAUCCCUGAUUUUUAUUUAUUUGUAAAUAUAGUUAAUGUAAAAUAGAGAUUAUAGAAAGUUUUAAUAUAAAAUUUUAGAAUUUAGAGAUACCAAUAUUUUUUUUUUGCGUGUAAGA